Mercurialis annua (annual mercury) is the source of this 1447-nucleotide messenger RNA. RefSeq names its product carbonic anhydrase, chloroplastic-like. Lineage: Eukaryota; Viridiplantae; Streptophyta; Magnoliopsida; Malpighiales; Euphorbiaceae. Bases 187 to 957 code for a protein of 256 amino acids. Gene Ontology annotation, biological process: carbon utilization. Gene Ontology annotation, molecular function: carbonate dehydratase activity; zinc ion binding. The transcript is spliced from 8 exons. The record is from RefSeq and is a predicted model, not a curated record.
UUUUUUUAUAAAGGCUUUAUUAUUAUUAAUUCAAGAUUUUUAUUGGUUUGUGUGGGUACUUACUAUGAGUCCUUUUGGCAAUAUAUUACCUUUGUUUAAAUAUUCUUUUGAGUAUAUAAUUUUAUAUAAUAUUAUAAAAAUAGCAACCCAUAUUCAUAAAUUUUAAAGAUCCAAUCCAAUGAGAAAAUGAUAUGCAUAAGAGAAGAUAUACAUAUAUUAAUAAGCAAAGAGACGAUGAUAGAAGCACUCAAGAAGCUUGUCAUUGGAGAUGAGAAUGAUAAUGAGCCGGAUGCUGAUUUAGAAGGGACACCAGAGGACCAUCCUUGUGAUCCAGUAAAAAUGAUCACAGAUGGGUUUCACUACUUCAUGAAGCACAACUAUGAGUAUAAGUUUGUCCCUAGCGUUGCAAGAGGACAACAUCCUACGUUUCUGGUAUUUGCAUGCUCGGACUCUCGAGUUAGCCCCUCAAAUGUGCUCAACUUCCAACCUGGUGAAGCUUUCAUGGUCUGCAACGUUGCUAACCUAGUUCCGGUUUUUAACCAGUUGAGCUACUGUGGAGUUGGAGCAGUCAUUGAAUAUGCUGUUAAAAUAUUAGAGGUAAAAAACAUCCUCAUUAUAGGACAUAGUGAUUGUGGAGGGAUCAAGGCAUUGAUGAAUCUUCCAGCUGAUGCUUCUACUUCUAAUACUGAUUUCAUAGAUAAUUGGGUCAAAAUUGGGUUACCUGCAAAAGUCAAAGUACUGGCUGAGCAUCCAAACCUAUGUCCUGAAGAGCAAUGCAAAAUUUGCGAAAAGGAGGCAGUGAAUUUAUCACUUGUGAACAUUCAAAGUUAUCCAUAUGUUAGGGCAGCAAUGGCAAACAACAGUUUAACUUUAAGAGGUGGCUAUUACGACUUUGUCAAUGGUUCUUUUCAACUAUGGGAAGUCCAAUACCAUAUUACAGAUCCGAUAUAUAUUUAAGGUUUAAUCAUAAAAAAAACUCCGAAUUUUUAACCUCUUUUCACUUACACUCUGACGUUGCAAUUUUAUCUAUAUCACCGUAAUUCACACUCUUCGUUUCCAAUUACAUCCUAAAAAUUGAAUUGACCCUUUUCUAUUAGAAAAAAAAAACAAUUUGAUCCUUCACUUUUUGUAUAAAAUGUUAAUUUGAUCCUUCACUUUUAGUAUAUUAAAUACUUUUCAGAAAAUAAAUUAAAAAUGAAGGAUCAAAUUGAUAUUUUUUAGUGAAAAAGGUUAAUUUAGUUUUUUAGCGUGUAAUUGGAAACAAAAGGUGUGAAUUAGGGUGAUAUAAAUAAAAUUACAACGUCAGGGUGCAAGUGAAAAUGGGCUAAAAGGUCGGAGUUUUUUUGGUGAUUCAGCCUAUAUUUAAUUUUGUAAGAAGACUUGUCGCACACGAAAACUAUUAAUAUAUCACAAAUUUAUUUUAUAUAUGCAACAUAAUUUAUAGUCA